This is a messenger RNA of Fomitopsis serialis, 1721 nucleotides long. RefSeq names its product MFS general substrate transporter. The record is from RefSeq and is a predicted model, not a curated record. NCBI's taxonomy places the organism in Eukaryota, Fungi, Basidiomycota, Agaricomycetes, Polyporales, Fomitopsidaceae. The transcript is spliced from 8 exons. Bases 155 to 1570 code for a protein of 471 amino acids.
AUCAUGCGAGCCUCGCGCGCCGAGGCUCCAUCCAUGCGGAGACAGUACAUAUAUAUCUGAGCCCUGGGACAGCCUGCCUCCGCGCUGCUGCCUCCCCGCGAGUGAGCCCCCUCCCUGCACGACGCGCUCCUGUCCUCGAGCCAACGCCGCCAACAUGGUGGAAAUCAAAUACCCUCGGUUCUAUACCACGCCCAUGGUACAGGUGGUACUCGUGGGCAUCACCUGUUUCGCGACAGUGGGCAUGUUCAGCGCUGUCUCCAACCUCGGCGCAGGAGGUACACAGAACCUGACGCUCUCCGACACGGCGAACGGCGUCCUUUACGGCCUCUUCGCCAUCACCGGUAUAGUCAGUGGCGGUAUUGCCAAUGUUCUUGGCCCCAGGAUCACGCUUUUCCUCGGUACUCUAGGCUACGCGCUCUACGUCGGUGCCCUCUGGUGCUACCAGACGCAGGGCACGUCAUGGUUCCUCAUCUUCGCGGGUGCCAUCCUCGGCAUCACUGCCGCGCUGCUGUGGUCCGCGCAGGGCUCGAUCAUGAUGUCGUACCCGCUCGAGAAAGACAAGGGCAAGGCGUUUGGUGUUUUCUGGGCCAUCUUCCAGUUUGGCUCGCUCAUCGGCGCGCUCAUUGCGCUGGCGAUCAACAUCCGCUCCGGUUCGCUUGGCGCAGUGUCGACCUCCACAUACAUCGCAUUCCUGGUCAUCAUCUUCGUCGGUGUCGCGAGCACGAUCCUCCUCCUCCCGCCGAACCAGGUGAUCCGGAGUGACGGCACGAUCGUCAAGCUCCAGGCCGCCUCUAAGCCGCACGAGGAGAUCAUCGGCAUGUGGCGCACGCUCAAGGACUGGCGCAUGAUCGCGCUGCUCCCGAUGUUCUUCGCGUCGAACUACUUCUACGCCUACCAGGGCUCAAUCAACACCGCGCGCUUCGACGCGCCGACGCGUGCGCUCAACGCGGUGCUCGAGGGUGCCGGCGCCAUUGUCGGCGCGCUCAUGAUCGGCUUCCUCGUCCUCGACGGGAAGCGCUUCGACCGCCGCACGCGCGGCUACAUCGGCCUCGCCGCCGUCGCCGUGGUCACGGUCGUCGUGUGGGUGUGCGGCCUCGCGUGGCAGGUCACGUACACGCGGCACAGCCCUGACUCCGUCCUGUACCUGAUCAACUACAAGGACGCGGCGUACAGGACCAAGGGCCCGCUGUUCUUCUUCUACUACUUCGGCGACGCGUGCUACCAGGCGCUCGCGUACUGGAUCAUGUCCGCGCUCUCGAACGACCCCUUCACCCUCGCGCGUUUCGCGGGUCUCUACAAGGCGCUGCAGAGCGCGGGCGAGGCGGGCAGCUACGGCAUGGACGCGGUGAAGACGCCCUGGCUGAACGAGCUCCUCGCGAGCUGGAUCAUAAUGCUGGUUUCGUUCCCGCUCGCGUUCCUCGUGCUCCGCACAGUGAAAGAGACGAACUACGAGGACGAGCAGGUCGUGUACGUCGAGGACGUGCGCAAGGACGGGCUGGAGCAGGGCACGCCCGAGGCGGACGCGGGCUCAAUCGAGAAGGAGGUCAUCGCCCCCGACGUCAAGUCAUAACUGCCGUCGCUCCUUCGUCGGAAUGGAACCAUCGCGUUGGAAUAGAGAACGCACGCCCCUCCCUCUCUAUACUCGGUACUAGUGCGCGGAUGGACGCAUCGCCAGUGUAGUGUAGUAUGCGGUGCAUGCGUAUGUGAUCUAUUGUCGGAUA